Messenger RNA from Rubroshorea leprosula, 1487 nucleotides. The record is from the annotation of a GenBank genome assembly. NCBI's taxonomy places the organism in Eukaryota, Viridiplantae, Streptophyta, Magnoliopsida, Malvales, Dipterocarpaceae.
AUAUAUAUCUUCUAUGUCAUUAUCCUCACACAAGAAACAAGAUUACCAGAUAUCUACAGGGGGGAAAAAAAAGACAUGGUGAAAGAAAAUAUUGAAGAAGGACUACUACCUAAAAGGCCAAGCCAUCGACUGGUUGCUGUUUUCUUCAGCACGGCAGUUGCAGUCUUUGGCUCUUUCUGUUUUGGAUAUGCUGGUGGUUAUUCUUCACCUGUUGAAUCUAGAAUUAUGGAAGACCUGGGACUGUCACUGGCAUCGUACUCAAUCUUUGGUUCCAUAAAUACAAUUGGAGGAAUGAUUGGUGCAAUAGUAAGUGGGAGGAUAGCAGAUCGUAUCGGUCGAAAACGCGCAAUGUGGCUCUCUGAAGUAUUCUGUACUCCUGGGUGGCUUGCAAUAGCAUUUGCAGAGGAUGCAUUGUGGCUAUAUAUUGGAAGGCUGUCGAUCGGAGUCGGAGUCGGGAUCAUCACUUAUGUAGUACCGGUAUAUAUUGCAGAGAUAACACCGAAAGAUCUCCGCGGUGGAUUUACAUCAGCAAAUCAGCUGAUGGUAACUAUUGGGUUUGGACUUGUAUAUUUCAUUGGAAGCAUGAUUUCAUGGCGCACCUUGGCUCUAAUUGGUACUAUUCCAUGUGUAGCACAGAUGGUAUGUCUAUUUUUCAUUCCAGAAUCCCCAAGAUGGCUGGCAAAAAUUGGUAGAGAUGAAGAGUUUGAAGCUGCCCUGCAUCAUCUUAGAGGGAAAGACACAGAUACAUUGGAAGAAGCAACCGAGAUCAGAAAUUCUAUGGAAACUUUUCAGCAAGAGUCGGAUGGUAGAUUUCUGGACUUGUUCCAGAAGAGAUACACGAAUUCACUCAUUGUUGGAGUUGGACUGAUGUUAUUGCAACAACUUGGAGGAAUCUGUUCCAUAUUAUAUUACUCUGGCAGCAUAUUUGAAGAAGCUGGCUUUUCAAGUUUCACUGGAACUAAAAUACUAGCUGUUAUUCAGGUUCCCUUGGCAUUUGCAGGUUUAUUCUUGAUGGAUAAAUGCGGUAGACGACCUCUUCUAAUGGUCUCUGCUGCUGGAAUGUCCUUAUUUUUCUUCCUUUUGGGAUUAUCCUUCUGCUUGCAGGGAGUCAACUGCUUGGAACAGUAUGCUCCUGUUUUGGCACUCAUUGGCGCAUUGGGGUGUAGUUCAGCCUUCACAAUUGGCAUGUCAGGAAUACCAUGGGUUAUAAUGUCAGAGAUAUUUCCUAUAAAUGUGAAGGCCUUAGCAGGAAGCCUGGUGACUUUAAUCAAUUGGUCAUGCGCUUUUUUGAUUACAUACACAUUCAAUUUUGCGAUGGAAUGGAGCACAGCAGGAGUAUUCUUCUUUUUUGCCGGUGUUUGUGCUUUAACUGUGUUGUUCACUGUCAAGUUGGUUCCGGAGACAAAGGGACGAACACUGGAGGAAAUUCAGGCGUCUAUGAUGAAGAACUAAAUUUCUAUAUGAAACAAUAAAAGAAAUCAAUUCUA